Molecule: messenger RNA, 1301 nt
Organism: Onychomys torridus (southern grasshopper mouse)
Lineage: Eukaryota; Metazoa; Chordata; Mammalia; Rodentia; Cricetidae
Gene: Rnf133
Product: ring finger protein 133
Exons: 2
Coding region: 248-1264 (338 amino acids)
Source: RefSeq, a predicted model, not a curated record
AAGCAGUUUCUAAAGUUACAGUGGUGAGAGGGGAUUUCUUUACUAUCUAAAGUUUUUCUCUCUAAUAAAACAUCUGAAACUCAGGUCAUCUUUCAAAAUCUCUUGCUGAAACAUGUUGGAAGACAGCGGACCUUGUUUUCACCCAGAAGAUAUUUUUUCCUUCCUCGUUUUGAAUUGAUUGUCAACAGAUGUGGCAGCCACAGGCUUUGGUUGGGUUGGCUCUUAAAGUCAUUGGGGAAAGACAGAGAUGAAUCCCCUUCACACUGGCACUUGGCAGAACAGCGCCGCAUCUUUCUGGCUUCUGAAAUUCACUUUCAUUUGGCUCCUGGGUCAGAAGUACUGCACGGCGAGUGCCGUUUGGACUGCUUACAUGAACAUAUCAUUUCACGUGGGGAACCGCAUGUUGUCAGAGCUAGGGGAGACUGGGGUCUUCGGAAGAAGUUCCAACUUGAAGAAGGUAGCAGGAGUUGUUGUACCACCAGAGGGAAAAACUCAGAAUGCUUGUGAUCCCAAUACCGGUUUCAUCCGGCCGCAGAACAACGAGCCCUGGAUUGCCCUCAUCGAACGAGGAGGUUGCACUUUCACACAGAAAAUUAAGGUGGCUUCUGAGAAUGGAGCCAAAGGAGUGAUAAUCUAUAACUUUCCAGGUACCGGCAACCAGGUUUUCCCCAUGUCUCACCAGGCAUUUGAAGAUACCAUCGUAGUUAUGAUUGGUAACUUAAAAGCAUAUCUCACCUUUUAUCAUAUUCGGAGACUCUGGAUUGCAAGGAUUGAGACCAGGAGAUGGAAGCGGUUAACUAGAGAGCUCAAGAAAGCUUUUGGCCAGCUGCAAGUUCGAGUAUUAAAAGAGGGCGAUGAGGAAGUAAAUCUGAAUGGAGAUAGCUGCGUCAUCUGCUUUGAACACUAUAAGCCUAAUGAUACAGUUCGUUUUCUCACGUGUAAACAUUUUUUCCAUAAGAAUUGCAUCGACCCCUGGAUCCUAGCCCAUGGCACAUGCCCCAUGUGCAAAUGUGACAUUCUGAAAGCUCUGGGGAUUCAGAUGGACAUUGAGGAUGGAACAGACUCUCUGCAAGUUCUUAUGGCAAAUGAGAUGCCUGAAACCUUUUCACCUAUGGAAGAAGAGACAAAUAAUGAACUUCCUCCUGCAGGAACUUCGGGAAAAGUGGCCCAUGUACAGGAGCACCCUACUUCUGCAAACACUGACAGCCAGCCUCCUGCAGCAGAGGAAACUGGCCAUCCUUCACUUGGACAGCAUGACCUUUGAGCAAGUGGAUUAAACCUGUUUGUCAAAUUAGAUCCUC